AUGAAGCUGGAUCUAACUGGGAGGCCCAUCAGCGGCAGAUUGGACGCUCUCACCAAUCUCACCAGCCUGCAGUUUCUGUAUCUCUCAGACACCGGUGUCACUGGAAGCUUGCAGGCCUUGGGCAACAUGACCGAGCUGCAGCAGUUGUGGCUGCCCGGUACAAAGGUGGCCGGUGACCUGCAGCCACUCUCCAAGCUGACGAAGUUGAAGCAGCUCUCGCUCAAAAACACCGAAGUCAAUGGAGGCCUGCAGGCCUUGGCGGAGAUGACCGAGCUGCAGAAGUUGUGGCUGGAUGGUACAAAGGUGACCGGUGACUUGCAGCCACUCUCCAAGCUGACGAAGUUGAAGGAGCUCUUGCUCCAAAACACCGAAGUCAAUGGAGGCCUGCAGGCCUUGGCGAAGAUGACCGAGCUGCAGAAGUUGGGGCUGCAUGGUACAAAGGUGGCCGGUGACCUACAACCGCUCUCCAAGCUGACGAAGUUGGAGCGCCUCCGGCUCAAAAACACCGAAGUCAAUGGAGGCCUGCAGGCCUUGGCGGAGCUGACCGAGCUGCAGAAGUUGUGGCUGGAUGGUACAAAGGUGACCGGUGACUUGCAGCCACUCUCCAAGCUGACGAAGUUGAAGCGCCUCCGGCUCAAAAACACCGAAGUCAAUGGAGGCCUGCAGGCCUUGGCGGAGAUGACCGAGCUGCGGAAGUUGUGGCUGGAUGGUACAAAGGUGACCGGUGACUUGCAGCCACUCUCCAAGCUGACGAAGUUGAAGCAGCUCUUGCUCCAAAACACCGAAGUCAAUGGAGGCCUGCAGGCCUUGGCGGAGAUGACCGAGCUGCAGAAGUUGUGGCUGGAUGGUACAAAGGUGGCUGGUGACCUGCAGCCACUCUCCAAGCUAACGAAGUUGGAGCAACUCCGGCUCAUGGACACCGUUGUGGAGGGCGAUGUUGGCGAGCUCAUUCACUUGACAAAUCUAAUGGAGGCCGAUCUGAGCGCCACGCGCGUGUCUGGGCGCGUGACGCCCGCCUGGCGAGGCCAACUGUUGCAGCUCCACACGCUCAAACUCAAGGGCAGCCAAGUGAACUUCCUGCCCGUCGGAAAUGACCUGAAAGACCUCCGAGCGACAUUCGUCACCAACACGACCCGGCAGCUGCUUCCGGCCCUGGUGAACUUAGACGUGUCGCUGUGUCCGCUGGAUGGCGAAGUGCAGAACCUCUUGGAGCCCCUGUCCUUCGCAGGGCACUUGGCCUCGAUCCGCGCCAGUGGGGCGAACCUCUCCGGGCAUCUACUGAAGAGCUGCUUGUGUGGCGUUAACGUGGACGGCGAGCGCUACAAUUCAUGUUGUGGGCUACCCUUGUGGAGCUCCUUGCAAGGCUUGGAGUUGGCGGACAACAGGAUCCACCGCAUCGAGGGCAUCCCCGCCAACGUCUACGUUUCUUUGGCAAAUAAUUCGGAGACGUAUCUGAACGUGACAGCAUUGCGGCAAGCUCUGGACAGCAACGUGCAGGUGGACCUCACGGCCACCAAGAUCUCCAACUCGGACGAUGUCGCCACACUGUUUCAUGACGGAGUUCUGCACAGAACCAAGCAGCUGACCCAAAGCGAUCGGUCGAGGGGUUUCGAAUGCUACGGCAUCACCUCCACGUCCCUGCGGGUGUCUCCGUCCUCGUUCUGGCCGCAAGGCCUGUGCGCCUGCAGCGCCGGCUUCCAAGGGAACGGCACCACUUGCCACCCGUGCAACCCAAACACCUACAAUGAGCACUUCAACGGCAGUUGCGUGCCGUGCCCCAGCAGCAGCAGGGCACCCGCAGGAGCCACUUCGGCCUUCAGCUGCGUCUGCGCGGUCGGCAGGAUGCACUCAUCGGAGUCUGGAAACGACUGCCAGUGCGAUGCACUGAGGGCCCUCUACCAGUCAGAGGAUGAUGCCCGGACUUCAAGCCGGGCUUCGGGGGACAUUUGCGAAGACUGCGGAAAGCUGAAUUUGGACUGCCAGCAGCCCGGCCUCAAUGCAAGCUCCGCGCCACCGCAGGUCGGCUACGCUCGCCUGGAAGAAGGAGCUCAGCGUGCUUAUAGGUGCUUGGAGCCUACGGCGGAGAAGCGCUGCAGCGCUUCUUCAGCGAACGGCACUGGGAAUGUCACAGCGCUUGGCUGCGCCGUCGGCCACGAGGGCCCGCUCUGUGUGGCCUGCUCUUGGGGCCACCGCAGCCGUGCCGGCGUCUGCAUUCCCUGCGAAGUGGCCUCUGAUGCCGGCACGCGCUGGCUGUACUUGCGUUGGGUGGUGGGGGCCGCGGUUUUCGCCGGAGUGCUCGGUGCCGUCAUCUUCCUGUGGCGAAGGAGCCGCAGCGAGCCCGCGACAGCCCGGCUCGAGCCGACCCUAUGGAGCGUGAUGCAGCCCCUGUUGGCCGCACAGGGCCCCGUGCUGCUCCAGCUCUUCCAGCUCUGGGGGCUGUUGGUGGCCCUCUUGGACUCCCAGGGUAAAACCGGCGACGAACCGACACGGGCUGACGGCUUGUGGGCGGAGGAGUAUGUCCAGUGGCUACUGCUUACCGCGCAAGGCCUUCGCGAUGCGACGAGCCUCGAGUGCUGGUUCGGAAGGACAGCGAACGAUGUCACGGCUUUGGUCGGGCCCUGUGUGCCCCUGGCGCUGCUGGUGCUCUGCAUUCUCCCGGAGCUGGCCUCGCAUGGUAGCGGCGUCAGCUUGGUGCUGAAGCUGCUGACAUUGCUCUACAUCGGGGGCGCCUCGAGCAGUGCAGCGCUCAUGCGAUGCCAGCACACCGACGGAGGAAAAGAGCGUCUGCCCGACACGUACGCAUUCCGGACGGCACUACCGGACACCAAGUGCCAGGAAGCGGCCCCGCUUGCAGAUAGCAUCGCUGCGUCCUGCGUCGUGUGCUACGGGCUGCUGAUCCCGAGCUUCCUGGCGUACCUCAUGUUCAAGCAGCACCUGUCUUUGGCACCCAGCCGGCGCUUCGUCAGCCUCGUCGCCCAGAAAGAGGGAGGCGACACGGUCUCGGUUUGGCCAGUCGAGGAGUCCGAGAAGUCUGAGCCGGAGCAGGAGCUGAAGAGGAAGAGCCUCCUGGCCGCGGCGGUCGCCCGCAGCUGCAUCUACUUCAGAGGCGCCAUCCGGGUCCAGCUGCAGGACGAGCGCCUGAUCCUCCGACCGGUGCAGGAGCAAAGCGGCCAAGAGCACGACGUGAACUUGGAUGCGAGCAGCUUUGUCUGGACGGCUUUGGGGAACAAAGGCGAUGCAGAUCUUCGGCGUUGCCAAGCUCUUGAGAGGAUGCUGAAGGAGCGGUACGUACUUGAAAAGGCAGCUUCGUCCGACAGAAUCGUGGCCGGUGCAAAGGAGCUCUUCGUCAAAUAUGCAGCUUGCCAAAACGUGUGGUUCGAGAUUGCCAUGAGGAUUGUGGCCGUUGCUUUGGUGGCCGCCGUCGGGAGCGACAAUGGCCUGGAGUUCACCUUGGGCUUCACUUUGUGCACCUCGCUCGCCAUCGCCACCAUCCGACCCUUUCGGCAGCACCAGGUUAACGACUUGCAGAGCUUCUGCUUCUUCUGUCUGGCAAUCGCGGCCUUCGCCUUCUCGACAGGCCGAGUCCUGACGGCCCGCGCCGCCCUGCUAGCGCCCUGCGUCAUGGCGGCCGCGCAGGCGCUGAAGCCAGACGGCCCCGAAGCGCUUGCGCUGCGCCUCUUCCAGGACGCCGAGGCUCAGUGGCCGGCUCUGGAGCAGGGCGAGACCGUGGAGCUCUCGCUGCAGAGCAUCAGCUUGCUCUGA
Messenger RNA from Symbiodinium sp. CCMP2456, 3762 nucleotides. NCBI's taxonomy places the organism in Eukaryota, Dinophyceae, Suessiales, Symbiodiniaceae. The record is from the annotation of a GenBank genome assembly.